This is a messenger RNA of Numida meleagris (helmeted guineafowl), 3053 nucleotides long. RefSeq names its product CCCTC-binding factor like (gene CTCFL). The record is from RefSeq and is a predicted model, not a curated record. Gene Ontology annotation, molecular function: DNA-binding transcription factor activity, RNA polymerase II-specific; RNA polymerase II transcription regulatory region sequence-specific DNA binding. Gene Ontology annotation, biological process: regulation of transcription by RNA polymerase II. Lineage: Eukaryota; Metazoa; Chordata; Aves; Galliformes; Numididae. The transcript is spliced from 11 exons. Gene Ontology annotation, cellular component: nucleus. Bases 638 to 2275 code for a protein of 545 amino acids.
UACCACUCUACUGCCUCUGUGAAUGUACUUCAGUCAAUUUUGCAAAAUGCUUAAGCUCUGAAGGUAAGAGAUGCUGCAGUGCUGCCAUCAGCCAGCUCUUCAGCAGCACUUGGAGAGGUGGCACCAGGCUGAGUGCUUCCGGAUGGGAAACAUGGGAAUCACUUCAAAUACAUUGAAAGUGGGGAAACCAAUUGAGCUACGCAGUGUGGUCUCCAGCUGAGCAGGUGCAGAAGGUUAAGGGCCUAAAGUUAAGACUGAGAUCUUCACGCAGGACUCGGUGUGAAAGGACGCAGGGCUGCAGCCCAGCACACGGACCUGCUGCCACUGCACUGCACGAGGAGCCGCGCUUUCUGCCAACCCUGGCACGGGCCCUGUGCAGGGAGCCCACCACAGGAGGAGGCUUGCAGAGGUAGCUUGUGCUCCACCACGGCAGCCCCGUGCCUCCUCCUAGAGAACACAUGGCAGAUUUCGCAGAGGGUGUCACCAUGCUGAGGCUCGUUCACUGGUGGAUGUGGCCUUAGGUCUGCUGGAGCCUUUCACCAAAAUCAAGGGUGGAGAAAGUCACUGGGAUAGAACAGAAGAGGGUGACGAGGACAGGAUAAUCCCAGAGAAGGAGAAGAGUGGUGUCAGUGACGCAAUGAUGGGGACAAGUGACCCCACGGAGUGGUCCCUGUCUCCUGAAGAGGGUGAAAAACACUUGCUGACGCUACAGACAGUGUGUUUAAGGGCUGAGGAAUAUGACAUUGAGGGCAUCUGUCACAUAACUGCCCACCUACAGGAGGAGGUGACGCUGGCAGUGCCGGCUGUGGUGGUGCAGUGCGGGCAGGGUGUGACAGUGAGCGGGCAUGAGGCCAUCUGUGAUCUGUAUGACUUGGGCUUGGUGCAAAUUGACAUGCUGCAAGAAGGGAAGGCAGAGAGUUCAGAGAACAAGUCAAUGGAGGAACCACAUGACAUGCUGCUGAUCGAGGUCCAGCAAUUGGCCCCAUCUGAAGAGGAAGGAGGAAAGGAAGCAGAGGGUCUGAGCUGUAAAGCUAGUGAUGAUUUGUCAGACUCACGUGAUGAAGAUAAAGAGCACGAAUGUGCAUCUCCAUCAGUACAAGCAGUUAUAAGAAAUCCCAAGUAUCUAAUAUCUCAAAUGAGUGCUUCACAUCAGAAAAAAGGAGAAAAAGCAGUCUUCAGCUGUGAUUUGUGCGCGUACACCUCACUCAAGAUAUCAAGUCUGAACCAUCACAGGAAAAUCCAUUCUGAAGAAAAACGUCAUGUGUGUCACAUCUGCCUCAAGGCUUUUCGAACAGCUACUCUCCUGCAUAACCACGUGAAUGUGCAUACAGGGACCAGACCCUAUAAAUGCAGUGACUGUGAUAUGGCAUUCGUGACCAAUGGUGAGCUUGCAAGGCACAGGCGUUACAAGCAUACUUUUGAAAAACCUUUCAAGUGCUCAAUGUGUAAAUAUUCUAGUGUAGAAGCAAGUAAACUGAAGCGACACAUUCGCUCACAUACAGGAGAGCGUCCUUAUGCCUGUUACCUUUGCAGUUAUGCUGGCAAAGAUGCGUAUAAACUGAAAAGACACAUGACAACUCAUUCAGGUGAAAAACCACAUGAAUGUUACAUUUGCCACACCAAAUUUGCUCAGAGUGGUAACAUGAAAGCACAUAUGCUACGGAAGCAUGGAGAAAAUGUGCCAAAAUACCAGUGUCCACACUGUAGUGCCUACAUUGCACGGAAAAGAGAUUUGACUGUCCACUUGCAAAAUCUGCAUUCGCACGUGGCAGUGGCCAUUCCGUGCAGUCACUGUGAAGCUGCUUUUCACAACCGUUAUGCCCUUACUCAGCACAAGAAGACUCACAGAGACGAAAAAAGAUUCAAAUGUGAUCAGUGCAGCUAUGCAUGCAAGCAGGAACAACGCUUAAUUGUACAUAAACGAACUCACAGUGAUGAGAAGUCCUUCACUUGCUCAUGCUGCAGCAAAACCUUUCAACGGAAACAGCUUUUCAGAAUUCACUCUAAGAAGCACUGUGAUUCCACUGUUAAACCUACAGCUUAUGAAUGCCUCAGUGUGGGUGAUGUGCACGAGCAUCCUGAAAACUAUGGAUUGGUGAAGGCAAAAACUGCUACACCCAGAAAAAGAAGCAAGGAUAGAAGGAAAAAAGUUGACCUGGAAUCGUUCCCAGAUGUCUCUACUGCAAAGAGUGAACAUUGCUCCAGUGAGAUCGUUCCUGGUUUAGCUGGAAUAGACACAACAGCCUUGAAAGCAGAAGGCAGACCCACCUUGUGAACUGGCUGUGAUGGGCUGGCAGUGCACUGACUUGGCCUGGGUCGUAGCUGACCAGCAGGAGCACUCCUGCUCUUGUUUUUGUUCUUUUUGCAGCUUCUACUACGGAACCUAAAUAAAAUUGCAGACGUCUGAAAAUUAUAGGGCAGCUUCACCUAUUUUAUUACAUUCACACAACAGAAUGAAGAAAACGAGCUAAUUUUGAAAUAAGUUAUGAAAGAUAGGUUUCUUUCAACUUGAAUGUCAUUUUUCUUCCAGGUUUACAUACAGAAUUCCAGAUUUACCUACUGACCUGAAACAAAUUUGUUCUUUAGUAACUCUAUACAAUUGAGAGCUGUAGGUACUUCAGUCUAUCUGUAUUUUCCUGAGGUGAGAAAAUGAAAGGCAAUGAUAUUUCAGUGCAAAGAACAUUUGCUAAAUCUCCUUUCAGCAAACCCUUUAUAUCAGAUGUUUGUGGCAAUCACUAGAAGGCAGUUUGUGUCAUUUGUGAAAAUUAUUCAUUAGCUUUGUCCUCCUUCCAUUAUAGUGGUUGUUAUUUGAGCGUUUAAUAAUGUUUAACAAUUAUUGUUUUGUGUCUGUUUUCAUAAAGGUUUUCAUUAUUGUCAUAAAUUCCGAGGAACAGAUUUCUUUGUUAAAAUUCAUCUUUGAAGUUUGUCUAAGUUAAAUGAUCAACGUUAUGAAUAUAUUGUUUGCUUGUAUUGUUAAUAACCAGGCUGAACUCUGUCCUGUGCUGGUAUCUGAGCAUCAGACUACGCAAAGUGGAAUGUAAAUGAAAAAAUAA